GGUAAGUACUUUGGAGGCCAUCGGAUGUGGAUGUGAAAGGGUUCUGAAAGGGUAGUAAAUACUUUAGUGUGUGUCUCCUGUGCCUUUGGGUCCACAACUUGGCUCAAGCUGUUCCUGUCACCUGUGCGCUCAUGCGAGCGACUCCCGCCAUGCUGAGGACCUGGCUAGUCCUGGCCCUGGCCCCGGUGUGUGCCAGCGACUGCACAGGUGUGCAUUGUGAAGUGGAUGCAGCCGAUGCAGCAGGGCUUCUUCAGGGAACACCGAGACGGCAGGCAGCCCUGCAACAAGAGUCUCACAGAAGUCCGAAUUUUGGGCCCAAUGUGAUUGUGAUCGAGCCCGGAGAGACGCCCGUUGAAUUGCAAGCAAAAUUGCUUGAGCUGUAUAACGCUUACAUUAGCUGGGACGAGCCUGGCCAGUUCGGCAAUCACCGAACGGCUGUGUUCUUAAAGCCUGGCGUGCACCAGGUGGAUAUUUUGCUGCCUUACUAUUUCCAAGUCCUGGGCCUUGGGGCCUCACCCUUGGAUACCAUCGCAAAGCCUGGGCCUGACGGCAUCGGCUUGGAAGUGGGGCAACAGCCAGGCGGUCUACCAAACACGAACACCUUUUGGCGUAGCAUCGAGAACGUGGACAUCCCACAAAACUUGGAUUUCUUCGUUUCGCAGGCGGCACCACUGCGGAAGGUGAGAGUUCAAGGCAAUCUUGCACUGAGUGGUGGUGGCACUGACUAUACCUCCGGAGGCUGUUUGGCCAACUCAGAGAUCUGGGGCGCGAUCCUCACCGGUACGCAGCAGCAGUGGUACACCCGGGGCACGAAGAUGCAGCCCUAUGACCAUCCAGCAGGUCUUGGCAGCUAUGCUGCAGUCGGCUGUGUCUCGCCUUCAGGCAGUCCUUUCCCACCGAGUUACAACGUGGGGGAGGGGGAGCACAAGCCAUGGCAGACCGGGCACUCUGGAGCCACGUACACGGAAGCACCAUCGGUGUUCGCUGAAAAGCCGUUCAUCAUGAUUGAAGAGGAUGAGUACAAGCUUCGCAUUCCAGAGGUCUUAACUGACCAUGCAGGGCCAGAUUGGCAGACUGGGAGUACGGUGGGGUUCGACAAGGUGUUUGUCACCAAUGCGAAUACCACAGCCAGCGAUAUCAACCACGCAAUCAACACAAAAGGUCAUCAUGUUGUCAUUACUCCGGGCGUCUAUGAAUUGGAGGAGCCAAUUGUCAUCAACCGUUCAAACAUUGUGGUCCUGGGUUUGGGCUUUGCGACGCUGGUGCCCAAGAAACUGGACAUUUUCGAAGGCAAAGCAGUGAUUGAGGUGGGCGCAGUGGACGGAGUGCGUUUGGCCAGUGUCUUUGUGCAGGCUGGACCUCAAAAUUCGUCCAACUACACCAAAGCUGUGAAGGCUCUCGUGAGGUGGGGCACUCCCGAUGCGCCUUACGCGGGAAAGAAGGAGAAUCCAGGCUUCAUGUAUGACUUCGUGGCCAGGGUCGGAGGUCCUGAUGAUGUCCCGGCAGGUGUCGGCACCAUGUUGGAAGUAAACAAUGGUUGGGUGAUCACCGACAACACCUGGCUGUGGCAAGCCGAUCAUUGCAAGCAGAACUCAGGCGCUCUUUGUAUACCACAGCGCUAUUCAAACCACUGCUUGGUGGUCAACGGCGACGAUGUGCACAUGUACGGAUUGAUGGCGGAGCACUCCAACAAAGACAUAGUCGUUUGGAAUGGCGAAAGAGGUAAGACCUACUUCUAUCAGAGUGAGUUCAAGUACACAAUGGGAGUACUCAGUGAACCAGAUACCUGGCAGAUUGUCCCCCACUCCGAGACUUGGCGGAAGCAGUGCACAUGCUCAUGCCCCCAUGCUCUAAGUCAAUAGGAGUAUAUAACAAGAGUCCACUACUUAAAGAAGGCCACGAAGGUGGAAGACUGAUCAUGAAUGGAAGUUUCACCAGAGUUGCAGCAAGCGGAAGCUCCAAGCUGGACUGAACAGCAUGCACGACCCGCACGGUUUUCACGUCAUACCCAGGUCAGUUACAAUGUCACUGCCGUAGAUCAUGUGGCGUUAGCAAUGGGAAUUUAUGUGUUUUGGCUAUCCUUGGCAUUUCUGGGUGGCACUUAGACUUAGUCAGAGAAUGCUACCAAUGCUCGCCCCAAGGAUUUUCUUGCAGCUCGUUUCCUGAGCACCAGACUUUCUACACAAGUGGUACCUGCUGUUUCGUUGCAACCCUAUGCUGUUAACACACCAGUAUCUUAAAUGUUACGUGUUUGCCAUGUUUGGGAUCCAAGGCGACAUUGACUCUGACAUAGAAUUGGUUUUGAUCCAUAAGGAUUGACACGGUGUGAUUAAUACGGUUGCAUCAUGGUUGCAAGACGAAACCGCAUUCCACACAUUUGAGUACAGGGUGGUUUCAAGAAGUGUAGAGACCUGUUCCUGUCCAGUGUUCUUCUUCCGAUGUGUCUAGAUGCUCUUCAUUGCUUUUGCAUUCUCGUCUUAAUCAUGUUUGUACAGCUCCUGCGUGUUUGUUGGCACAUGACCUCCCAAACGAUCCUCCAAAUGUGUUGGUAGAAUAAGUAUGACCAAAUUGCCAAUCACUUUCAUGAUACU
Molecule: messenger RNA, 2591 nt
Organism: Durusdinium trenchii
Lineage: Eukaryota; Dinophyceae; Suessiales; Symbiodiniaceae
Source: the annotation of a GenBank genome assembly